Molecule: messenger RNA, 1293 nt
Organism: Trypanosoma cruzi
Lineage: Eukaryota; Euglenozoa; Kinetoplastea; Trypanosomatida; Trypanosomatidae
Product: serine/threonine protein phosphatase, putative
Exons: 1
Molecular function (GO): hydrolase activity
Source: RefSeq, a predicted model, not a curated record
AUGAAAGUCUUCUUGUGUAUUUUGCUACUUUCUCUUGGAUUUAUCUGGGUGUGCGGUGUCGGGGAAGUACUGCCGCUUGAGGCCUAUGAGAACCGCACGUUGUAUCCGGUGAUUCCAACGUACGACCGUCUUCCCCUGCUAAGCAUUGGUGUUCUUAGUGAUAUUCAGUACGCUGACGAGGAAGAAAAGUCUCGACGACAUUUUCGCCUUAGCCCCGGUAAGGUUGAGCACGCUGUGAAGGAGAUGAAUGCCAAUCGCAGUCAUAUGGACCUUGUCAUGCAUCUUGGGGACACCGUCAACCGCGACAUCGCAAGGAAUCUCCAAGUGAUUAAUUCGAUUCUGAAGCAGUUGCAAUUUCCCUUUUUCCAGUUACUGGGGAACCACGAUUUCUUGGGGCUGGGCGAAGAGCACCAUGAUCAUGUUUAUCGUUUGCUGAGGAUGCCAGCCCGUUACUAUAGUCUUCAGGUAGGUGAGGGCGGCGUGUUCCUUCUCAUUGUGCUCGAUGGGACGGAUCUGUCGGUGUUUGCAACAAGGGCCGGUACUGCCAGACGGGCAGAAACGAAUGGCAUGAAGCAUCGUUAUCGUCAUCGCAAAAAUAUGUUGGAUGUUAAUGGAGGCAUUGGUGAGGAACAAAUGCAAUGGCUUCGCAUGCAGCUGGAGUACGCUAGUAAGCAGAAGAUGGUUGUGCUGGUAUUCUGUCAUUUUCCCAUGUACCCUUACGACGAUGAGCUCAAUCUCUGGAAUGACGUGGAAGUUGUGCGUCUGCUCUCCAAUUAUUCCUGCGUUGCCGCUGUCAUAUCGGGCCACACCCACCGUUGGGAGCAUGAGCAACUUGUGGUGGCUCACAAGAACGGGGAAUUCACCAUUCAUUUUGUUAAAUUUGGUGGCAUUGUUCAGUCUCCUUUUACCUCUUGGGGCUUCAUUGAGGCAUAUGAAAAAGAGCUUCACUUGCACGGUCUGAAUUUCGGCCGUGUGUUUGACUAUCGUCUGCCCAUCCGCGGGGUGCCUGGGGGGGCAGUGUUGCGCAAGACAACACGGGUUUUGUCGUCAGGGCCCUUUAUUCGCCGCCGGAGGAAUGUAAGAGUGAUUUCUCGAUGUGGUGGUGACACAAAGUGGCUUCGAAACAUCAUACACCAACCCGUUCCUAAUAAGACUGUGGGCAGAACCGAGAAUGUUUCAAGUUUAAUGUGGGUUGAAUGUGUUAUUUUUCUUUCUUUGGUUGGUGGCAUCGCUCUGCUGCGUUUGAUGUGUCGGAAAAACCGAGGGCGUCAAAGUAAAUUUGUCAGUGUUAGG